Oryza brachyantha (malo sina) is the source of this 2572-nucleotide messenger RNA. Its product is annotated as G-type lectin S-receptor-like serine/threonine-protein kinase LECRK1. NCBI's taxonomy places the organism in Eukaryota, Viridiplantae, Streptophyta, Magnoliopsida, Poales, Poaceae. The record is from RefSeq and is a predicted model, not a curated record. Gene Ontology annotation, molecular function: protein serine/threonine kinase activity; ATP binding. Gene Ontology annotation, biological process: protein phosphorylation.
AUGGAACCUCCCUUCAUCCUCCUUAUCCUCUUCUUGGUGUUCAUAAUAGCUCCUUCUAAAGCUCAGCAGAACAUCACCCUGGGUUCAGUCCUGACCACCCAAGGCGUGAAUUCAUCAUGGAUUUCACCCUCUGGAUUUGCAUUUGGUUUCCGACUCAUCGAUGCCAACAGCUCUUACAUACUUGCCGUCUGGUUCGACAAGACCAUCGACAAAACCUUGGCAUGGUAUGCCAAGACCAACACAGAAGUACCAGACCUAGUGGUAGUGCCUUCUGGUUCUCGACUUCAGUUUAGCUCUAAUGGUCUCUCACUCCUUGACCCUGGUGGCCAUGAGAUCUGGAACCCCCAAGUCACUGCUGCAGCUUAUGCUAGCAUGCUUGACACUGGAAACUUUGUGCUUGCUGGCGCAGAUGGCUCUACAAAGUGGGGAACCUUUGAGAGCCCAGCAGACACCAUUCUGCCCACACAAGGGCCACUUUCUGAAGUUCAACUCUACAGUCGGCUGACGUCCACGGGCUACUCCAAUGGCCGAUUUCUACUCCAAGUGAAAGAUGGAAACAUUGAAUUUGAUCUAGUUGCUGUUCCCUCAGGAAAUGUGUAUAAUUCAUAUUGGAACCCCAACACAGCUGGUAAUGGCUCACAACUUUUCUUCAGUGCAACCGGAAGGGUAUACUUCACCUUGCAGGAUGGUGCUGAAAUUAAUAUCACGUCUGCAAUCAUGGGUUCAAUGGUAGACUACUACCAGCGUGCAACACUUGAUCCAGACGGUGUUUUCCGCCAGUAUGUGUACCCAAAGAAUGAGGCAGCAAAGAAGUGGAACAACAUAGGGUGGACUAUUGUGGACUUCAUCCCCAGGAACAUAUGUGAAAUCAUCACAAGCACAGAUGGAAGUGGUGCAUGUGGAUUCAACAGCUUCUGCAGCUUCAACUGGAACCGAAAUGACACAGUGGAUUGCCAAUGUCCACCACACUACUCAUUCAUAGACCAGGUGCAGAAGUACAAAGGCUGCAAAGCAGAUUUCCAACCACAGAGCUGUGACUUGGAUGAAGAAACAAUGAUCGAUCAAUUUGAUUUGAUCCCAAUGAAUGGGGUAGAUUGGCCUCUCGCAGACUAUGAGCACUUCACCUCUAUUGGGAUGGAUGACUGCAAGAAACUAUGCUUGACAGAUUGCUUUUGUGCUGUCGUGGUGUUUAACAACGGAAACUGUUGGAAGAAGAAGCUCCCAAUGUCUAAUGGAAGAAUGGACAGUAGAGUUGAUAGAACACUUUUUCUAAAGGUGCCCAAGAACAACAAUUCCCAGUCUCAACUUAAUGGUAACUCCAUCAAGUGGAAGAAAGAUAAGAAGUAUUGGAUCCUUGGUAGCUCUCUACUCCUUGGAAGCUUCUUCUUGGUCUGCAUUCUCCUCGUCUUAUUCAUUACUUUUCGAAAUUAUUUUGCAACGAAAAGCAAGAAGACAGAUCUACCAAAGCAAUCAUCUAGCACUGGGGGACUUCCUCUGAAAUCUUUCACCUAUGAAGAACUUCAUGAGGCAACAGGUGGGUUUUCCGAAGAAGUUGGUAGAGGUGGUUCUGGGGUAGUCUACAAGGGGCAAUUACAAGAUCAACUUGGUACACAUGUUGCAGUCAAAAAAAUUGACAGGGUCUUGCCAGAUAUUGAAAAGGAGUUUGCAGUGGAAGUCCAGACCAUUGGAUGGACAUUUCACAAAAACCUGGUCAGGUUGUUAGGGUUCUGCAACGAAGGGGCAGAGAGAUUGCUUGUUUAUGAGUUUAUGCCAAAUGGCUCGCUUACUGGAUUCCUUUUUGACACCAUCAGGCCAUCUUGGCACCUACGAGUUCAGUUUGCAUUAGGGGUAGCAAGAGGACUGCUCUACUUGCAUGAGGAAUGCAGCACACAGAUCAUCCACUGUGACAUAAAGCCUCAAAAUAUCCUUCUUGAUGACAACUUCACAGCAAAAAUAUCUGACUUUGGUUUAGCAAAGCUGCUGCGGAUGGACCAAACACAAACAAACACAGGAAUCCGAGGAACCAGAGGAUAUGUUGCACCCGAGUGGUUCAAGAACAUUGCUAUCACUGCCAAGGUGGAUGUAUACAGUUUUGGGGUCAUCCUUCUAGAAAUUGUAUGUUGCAGGCGUAAUGUGGAGAAAGACAUGACCAAUGAUGAUAGAGACAUACUUACUGACUGGGCAAAUGACUGUUAUCGUUCUGGAAGAAUUGAUUUACUAGUGGAGGGUGAUGAGGAGGCAUCAUUUGACAUUAAGAGGGUACAAAGGUUUCUGGCAGUAGCACUUUGGUGCAUCCAAGAGGACCCAGCCAUGCGACCUACCAUGCAUAAGGUGACACAAAUGCUUGAUGGUGCUGUUGAGAUCGCGAUGCCUCCUGACCCUGCAUCAUAUAUCAGUUCACUUCAGUAAUGCCCGCGCCCAGAAUUCCAGUAACGCAGUAUGUUGUGCUAAACAACCUACAGCCACAGAAGUUAUAUAUUAAGCACUAUGCUAUGUACUCCAACAAGAAUCAGUUGUUUUCUUUCAUAAAAAACUCAUACCUCUAUGUUAAAUAACAAAAGGCCUUAUGGUG